CGGGACCCCCGGGGGAUGGGACUGAGCCCCCCAAGGUCACAAGGCCAAGCCCCCGCGGGGGGGCCGCUCUGCCCCCCCAGCCCCUCCCCGCCUGGCCCCGGGCCAGAGUGUAACGUUACCUGCGACCUUCCCGGGGGGCACCGCCGGCACCGCCUGAUCCCCCCCAAAAAUGGAGGAGAAAUCCCCCAAAAUCCCAGCCUGUGUCCCCCAGUUCACCAACUGCCCCACCAUGGUGAUCCUCGUGGGGUUGCCCGCCCGGGGCAAAACCUACAUCUCCCGAAAACUCACCCGCUACCUCAACUGGAUCGGGACCCCCACACGGGUGUUCAACGUGGGGGAGUAUCGCAGGGAGGCCGUGCCCAGGUACGAGAACUACGAGUUCUUCCGCCCGGACAACCCCGAGGGGAUGGAAAUCCGCAGGUGUUUGAUGCCACCAACACGACGCGGGAGCGGCGGGAUGUGAUCCUGCAGUUCGCCAAGGAAAACGGGUACAAGGUCCUGUUUGUCGAGUCCAUCUGUAACGACCCCGCCAUCAUCGAGGAGAACAUCAAGCAAGUGAAGCUGAGCAGCCCCGACUACAAGGGCCGCGUGCAGGAGGAGGUGGUGGCCGAUUUCCUGCAGCGCAUCGAGUGCUACAAAACCACCUACGAGCCCCUGGACGACGAGCUGGACAGCGAGCUGUCCUACAUCAAGAUCUUCGACGUGGGCGUGCGGUACCUGGCGAACCGGGUGCAGGGCCACGUGCAGAGCAGGACCGUGUACUACCUGAUGAACAUCCACGUCACCCCCAGGGCCAUCUACCUGAGCCGCCACGGGGAGAGCCAGCUCAACCUCAAGGGCAGGAUCGGGGGGGACUCGGCCCUGUCCCCACGGGGCAGGCAGUAUGCCCAGGCGCUGGCCCAGUUCAUCCGCAGCCAGAGCAUCCGGGAGCUGAAGGUGUGGACGAGCCACAUGCGACGCACCAUCGAGACGGCCGAGGCGCUGGGGGUGCCCUACGAGCAGUGGAAGGCCCUCAACGAGAUCGACGCCGGGGUGUGCGAGGAGAUGACCUACGAGGAGAUCCAGGAGCGCUACCCCAAGGAGCUGGCGCUGCGCGACCAGGACAAGUAUCGCUACCGUUACCCCAAGGGCGAGUCGUACGAGGACCUGGUGCAGCGGCUGGAGCCCGUGAUCAUGGAGCUGGAGCGGCAGGAGAACGUCCUGGUGGUGUGUCACCAGGCCGUGAUGCGGUGCCUGCUGGCCUAUUUCCUGGACAAGAGCGCGAGUGAGCUGCCCCACCUCAAGUGCCCCCUGCACACGGUGCUCAAGUUGACCCCCGUGGCUUAUGGCUGUGAGGUCGAGUCCAUCUUCCUCAACAUCGAGGCCGUCAACACCCACCGGGAACGACCCCAGAACGUCGACAUCAACCGCACGGCGGCCGACGCCCUCAACACCGUCCCCGAGCACUUCUGAGGGUCCCUGGGGAAGGAUGGGGGGUCCCCCAGGGCAAAGGGGGGUCCCCCC
Messenger RNA from Corapipo altera (White-ruffed manakin), 1503 nucleotides. RefSeq names its product 6-phosphofructo-2-kinase/fructose-2,6-bisphosphatase. Gene Ontology annotation, biological process: fructose metabolic process; fructose 2,6-bisphosphate metabolic process. Bases 16 to 1452 code for a protein of 478 amino acids. The record is from RefSeq and is a predicted model, not a curated record. Gene Ontology annotation, cellular component: 6-phosphofructo-2-kinase/fructose-2,6-biphosphatase complex; cytosol. Gene Ontology annotation, molecular function: fructose-2,6-bisphosphate 2-phosphatase activity; 6-phosphofructo-2-kinase activity; ATP binding. Lineage: Eukaryota; Metazoa; Chordata; Aves; Passeriformes; Pipridae. The transcript has 13 exons.